Molecule: messenger RNA, 1272 nt
Organism: Hippocampus zosterae (dwarf seahorse)
Lineage: Eukaryota; Metazoa; Chordata; Actinopteri; Syngnathiformes; Syngnathidae
Gene: tpi1b
Product: triosephosphate isomerase 1b
Exons: 7
Coding region: 88-831 (247 amino acids)
Biological process (GO): gluconeogenesis; glycerol catabolic process; glycolytic process
Cellular component (GO): cytosol
Molecular function (GO): triose-phosphate isomerase activity
Source: RefSeq, a predicted model, not a curated record
GUCAGGCGCCUGGUCUUUUUCUUCUUCGAAGACCAUCUCGACUUCGCCCCUUUUCAUUCGACAGAGAACACACCAUCCAACGGCAAAAUGAGCAGAAAAUUCUUCGUCGGUGGAAACUGGAAGAUGAACGGCGACAAGAAGAGCCUCGGCGAGCUCAUUCAGACCAUGAACUCCGCCAAGGUGGACCCCAAUGUCGAGGUGGUGUGCGGCGCCCCAUCCAUCUACUUGGACUUUGCCAGGUCCAAACUGGACGCCAAGUUUGGUGUCGCCGCCCAGAACUGCUACAAAGUAGCCAAGGGCGCUUUCACUGGGGAGAUCAGCCCUGCGAUGAUCAAGGACUGCGGCGUCCACUGGGUGAUCCUGGGCCACUCGGAGAGGCGCCAUGUCUUUGGCGAGAGUGACGAGCUCAUCGGGCAGAAGACGGCUCACGCGCUGGAGAACGGCCUCGGGGUGAUCGCCUGCAUCGGCGAGAAGCUGGACGAACGGGAGGCGGGCAUCACCGAGAAGGUUGUCUUUGCGCAGACAAAAGUCAUCGCAGACAACGUCAAGGACUGGAGCAAGGUGGUGCUCGCUUACGAGCCGGUGUGGGCCAUCGGCACUGGCAAGACUGCCUCCCCGCAGCAGGCUCAGGAGGUUCACGAGAAGCUGAGGGUGUGGCUCAAGUCCAACGUGUCCGAGGCGGUUGCUAACUCCGUGAGGAUCAUCUACGGAGGUUCCGUCACCGGCGCCACCUCCAAGGAACUUGGCUCCCAGAAGGACGUGGACGGUUUCCUGGUCGGCGGCGCUUCCCUCAAGCCCGAAUUCAUCGAAAUCAUCAACGCCAAGAUGUAGAGAAUCUUGACGAUCCAUCAACUUCACACUUUGCCCCACCCCCUUUUCGAUCAUUCAUCACUUUAAAUUAAAGACCCUGUCAUGCUCUCCUUGUAUGUGUCUGGGGCGCGUCUCAUUUUGAGGAACAGGAUCGGAGCGGGUUGGCACAUGCCCCCUGCAAACUUGUGUGCACUCGCCACUUCCACAACGAGCUGGAAAGACCAUUCGCUCUUUCCUUGAAACGGUUACCGGCCCGUCUUCCAAUCACAUUUAUAAUGAGCGCGUGUCUCCUCUUGUGUUUCUAAGGCAUCGUCUGUGGCUUCCCCCUCCCCGUACCGUAGCUGUACAUGAGCCGCGCUCGCAUUUGGCAUUUCCAUGACGUGUCCGUUGAUGUUGUGUCACGGUAGAUGGUUUUGAGGGUAACAAAGGUCUGAGGAAACCUAAUAAAGCAAUUUGAGAUCC